Messenger RNA from Colletotrichum destructivum, 3160 nucleotides. RefSeq lists its product as uncharacterized. The coding region runs from base 2580 to 2735 and encodes 51 amino acids. The record is from RefSeq and is a predicted model, not a curated record. Lineage: Eukaryota; Fungi; Ascomycota; Sordariomycetes; Glomerellales; Glomerellaceae. The transcript has 4 exons.
GAGGCUUCGCCAAUGUGAUCCAACUCCUCGGGUGCUCCGUCUUCCGUCUAAGAUUCCGCGGUUCAAGAGGUUCUGUCAAUUUCACCUGGAACCCGAAAAGGGUUGGCUGAGACUUUCUACUGGAUACAACUUCUGGCAUCUAUUGUGAACGCAAUCCGACGUUGUCGGGAUUCGCAGAGCCUGCUGUCUAAUCAGACCUUGCCACCUCCAAACGACAUGGCACAGGAGGCCAAUCACACCAUCCUCACAUGUUCUACAUUCAGCCGCAUCUGAGCUUUCUUGUUGAGCCUCACAACUUCUCAUCUAGGAACUCAACGACUAAAAACAAGGCUGUGUGAUACGGUCAACAGGCCGACAUUCGGAACCGAGAAGGUCAGGGAAACGACACCCCUGUCCUGAGGCUUAAGAAAAGAAUCACUUUGCAUGAGGUAGGAUUGGGCCGUCGGGAUUUCUCUUGCUACCUAGGCAUCUAUAUCUAGCCUGAGGUUCACCAUAAUUAACCUUGCUGUGGUCAUGGGAGUAACAGAGCCGCAUACUGUCCCGAGUAUUUGACCAACUCAUUACCCCAGCUCCCUUCUUCUUCCUGACAGUUUGCCCUCGUUAUGGACGAUGCCCACCUCGAACGACAACAGCUGAGCUUGGAACGUCACAGACUGUUGUGACGCCUUUGACUACAGAAAAAGCCACCCAACAACUUACAACACGGCUUCAUCGUCCAUGUCAAUUGACUGCUUUGAAUACUUACCUUGGACCAUCGACGGCUGAUACUCGCCUAUCCCUGCUUACAAUGGAGUGGCGGCUGUUGGCCAUCAGCUGUCGACCGUUUCUCGAUUACUCCUGACUCUGAUACUCAUUAAUCGAUACUUGAAUCAUAACCAUCGUCCAUUGCAUUAACUCCUAACCGUCGAUCCUCGAUCAUAAAUCAGUAAGUCAUACCGAGGACCUGUCCAACUCCCAACAACAUCUACGACGAAGCAUCAACCGCAUGCGAAGUAAAAUCACAUCGUUGCGUCAUUAUCCAAGGACUUGCCGUUGCAUUACCUAGGUGCACAGUUUCAGCACUCGAGGCGAUGUACCAGUUCAACAACCAGAAUCUGUCUCCGCUGAGCACUCCGCGAUACCUUCGAUUUGGACGGAUUUGUUGGCCGAUUGCCACCGAACAUCACUGAGACCAUCACGUGCUGGUAAUAUCAACAACACCGAGGCUGCAUUUGGCCGCGCGCAUCACCAUGCACGAUUACGCAAUCAUACAUUGGACACCUUCAGCCUUCUCUUCCUCCCUUCUUGAUUCCUCACAAGAAGAACUAGAGCCUCAACUCUGCUGCCUACAACUGAGGGAUGCUCAACUAUCGGACCGCCCCAGCCAAGAGCGAUUAUGUGACGGUUGUUCUUAGCAGUGGCCUACGCUUACAUGGCUUAGACGUGCAUGCAGCCGUGGGGUCGACGAGACUGCCACCCAAGCUUGGGUGGAGGGGUUGGCCAGUUGGUACAGCAGUGUGACUCCCAAGUCAGACAACCCUCGGGAAAAGGUUGAAACCACCUGAGUCGAGAAUACAGUCCAUACCUGAGAUGCGGCUCUGCUCAAAGUCUCCUUGCUUUGGAAUUCAGCCUACGAACAUGCCUCGCGAAUUGGAGUAGCUGCCUGAUUGCCCUGUGAGGUCAGCCAGUUUCAGGGCGUUGGGCUGCGUGCCCCCCUGCCUCUUGCUUCUCCCGGUCUUUCUGCACAACCGUCGCCAAGCGCAGAGCCGCCAAAAGUACGCUGCAGAGCACACCAGCCAAAAUCGCAGUAUGACUACGGUGCUUCAUGUCUCCUUUCAUCACCCCAAAGUCCUGUUCGGCCGCCCUGCUCCGUACUUUCGGCGCAAGACAGGGAGUCAUCUGGAGCUGUGCCCCUCAUCCCUCGUGGGUCACGUCUGUUACCGUCAUGUCUAGGCUAACUGUUGCAAAGACCUGUCGCCCUCACAUCUGCCUGAAAUCACCGGAACGUCGCGUGCGAAGACCCCAGGGUAUGAGGCGUUUCCGCACACACCGCAGCGAAGCAAGGGUUGCACGCCAAUGGGCGUGAGGAGAGGCGUUCUACCCAGAGGCGGAUUUGGCGAUCAAUGGCGCGGGAUGUUUUGUUUCGUCGGUUGCCCUCGUAAACCUUGUCGAGGCAAACAGGACGCUUUUCUAAUAAGCUAGGAAGUUAACUCAUAUGGUCUGCCGGAGACUCGGCCAUGUUAGCCUCAUCCGUGUCGUUCGGCGACUCCGCCUGAGGCUUCAUGUACAAAACCGCCUAGUGGCUGUUGUUGCGGGGCUCGGGGUCUUGUUAGACAGCAAUUACACUUCCACAGUUGAACAUUGGCAUUGUGCUCGUUUGUAAGGGGUAUAUGACGGUUUAUGAAGGAGUUCUGAUCCCGACUGUUUGAGUAUAAAGCACGAAGAGAGAGAAACGUUCUGCACUCGAUUAGUAGGCCAUCAUCGGAUUCAGCAGCACUCCCUGCAUACUUUAGCCUCCAGCUUGUCUAGUUCAACUCAAAGCUUUUGAGAUAUUCUCUUUAAUCUUCCUCGUUACUCUCAAGACACUCCCACCGUUUACAAUGCCUUCCAGAUCUUCCAACACUGUCAAGGUCUGGACCUGCUGUCAAUGCGGUGACUCGGGUAUGACCACAAGGGUCGACAGCUGCCCGUCCUGCUACUACCAUCACCGCUGCGAUAACUGCGUCACUCAGAAGGUCAGGGUUAGGGGCGGCUGAUUGCAAAUAACUCUGACCUAGAACGCCUCGACAUUGAGCCCAACAACAUCCCAUGGUGGGGAGAGCCCAAAAUGAGAGCCAAGGGGUUUCCAAGCUAUAGUUAUGAGAGUACGAAUGAGAAGGCGUUGUCCGUUCUGGUUCGUUCUCGCGCGUCGACCGUUUUUUCCGUUUCUUUUCAUUGGUCUAUAUUAGUUGUUUGGCUUUUUGAUGUCCCGUGUAAGCCACGGGACAGGAUUGGGGGAGGCCACUACCGAAGAACGACAUGGCGUUUGGGAUGGUGGUCACUCACUUGUCGCUUCUCAUUGUUUUCUUUUUGUAUAAGAGGUUACACGGCAAGGGGUCGUUUGCUCGAUAGACUAAAGUCUCACGACAUUCUACUGCGACCUAACUGAUUCGCUGUUUCAUAUGUAACUCUGGUACUCCUG